Verruconis gallopava is the source of this 969-nucleotide messenger RNA. RefSeq lists its product as uncharacterized. Lineage: Eukaryota; Fungi; Ascomycota; Dothideomycetes; Venturiales; Sympoventuriaceae. The record is from RefSeq and is a predicted model, not a curated record. The coding region runs from base 180 to 503 and encodes 107 amino acids. The transcript has 2 exons.
GUACCAUAUGUAGCAUUAACUGUCAUUCAGCCACGAUGGCCCACCAGGUGAUGUCUAAGCAGCUUUAUUACAUACAUGUAUGUUCCCAUCCAUUGAACUGGGCAGUCAUUCAAUCAAUCGGCUGACCAGUCAGCCGAACCUCCGGCUCGUUGGGGCGCUUCCAGCCAUCAUAGCAAAUCAUGUCACCCUCUCCAUGGCAGAGCCUCUAUGCCGUCCUGCCUGUCGGCUCUACCACAAGCGCCUUAAGAGCCCGGGGCCUUCCUCUUCCUCGCACUCCUCCUCGGCUGGCCCGACGAGCCUCCUUGCCCAUGACCCGUACGCGCCCGCCUCGCCGCGCCGGAUCCGGGCUGCUCUUCUUCUUGGAUAGCCCGAGCUACCAUCCAUGCCAAAUCCUCGUCGAACUCUCGCCAGUACUUGGCGUUGGCCCGACUCCUCGCGGCGGGGGUGGCCUCAGGAGGCAUGUUCUUCCUGAGGUCGCGAUGAGUCGGGAACCUCGACAGUGAGUCUUCGCCCGUGAAAGGGUCAACCCACGCCGGCUCGACGGCGGCUUCGGCAGCGGCUGCUUGAAUGAUUUAGCCAAGAUUGAGCGUGACGAAGAUCAUGGCAACUCACAGGUAGCAAGGGCGGCUGGUGGCGCUGCCGUUGUUGGUGUUGGUUCGGCUGAAAAGUCAUCCUUAGCUAUAGUUCUUCUCCGUCUGGUUAAGAAGGGCGCUGAAACUCACCAACGGGAGGUGCAGUGCUUUUCCUGCGACUGGCGCGAGACGAGACUGGCUCCACCGCUGAGGCUGAGGCUGAGGCUGAGGCUGAGGCUUGUGCUUGAACAGCGCCAGCGCUGCGUCCGCGACGAACCUGGCCCCGGCGGGAAGGAACCUUCGCUGCCUUUGAAGAUGGUGGCGGUGGUGGUGGCAGCGAUGAUGGUGAUGGUGAUGGUGAUGGUGAUGAUAAUGGUGUUGGUGGUGUUGGUGGUGU